Molecule: messenger RNA, 291 nt
Organism: Caenorhabditis bovis
Lineage: Eukaryota; Metazoa; Nematoda; Chromadorea; Rhabditida; Rhabditidae
Source: the annotation of a GenBank genome assembly
AUGACCCGACAGCCCGUCAAUUACUAUCAGUAUCGAUUCGUCUUCGACUUCAUCGGCAUCGGCGUUUUGUGCUUCUGCACAAUCCUCACCGUCGUCGCCAUUUAUUUGAUCGUUGACCUAGUCGAUGAGACGAAUGAGGUCCGAGACGUGUUCAUGCACAAAAAAUCGCAAUUUGAGAACUACGCGAAUGACGCAUUGCACAUUAUCAAGUACGGUCGACACUAUGACGGAUUCGAUUCCAUGUUCGGCACUUUGGUCCGAACAAAUCGCAAAACUCAUUGUUGUACAUAA